Messenger RNA from Peronospora belbahrii, 2550 nucleotides. The record is from the annotation of a GenBank genome assembly. Lineage: Eukaryota; Oomycota; Peronosporomycetes; Peronosporales; Peronosporaceae.
AUGCUCGUACGACUAAAUGGAUGGAACGAGAUGGAUGUCUUGGCACUCUUAUCACUAUUACGUAAACAUUUAUUAUAUUAUAUCUAUACAUCGAAUAAUGCAUUUGCAGAUGUUGUACAUACCGAACUAUCACAUAAACCAGCAUCUGAAAUUAAAGAAAUGGUUCGUUCUUUAAUGCUUCAAUUUGCACUUGGAUUAAGUACCAAAAACUUUCGUACCGAUGUGAUUCAAUUCAAUGGACAAGAAGUUUAUGUCUAUGAACAUCUUUAUGAAUCAAUUAGUGAAUUGAGAGAGAACAAGAUUGGUGGCAUGUGGCUCCCGGAUGAAUUAAGUCGAUUUUUACAGAAAGCGUGUCAAUAUCGUGAUUUAUUCCCAGCCCAUUCUGAAAUGUAUUUUAGACGGAUUCAAGUGUGGAGUAAAUCAGUUGCAGAAACAAAGAGCAAAUUCUAUGCAUUUCGAGACAUUUACAUUCGAGAGAAAAAACGUCGCCUAUGUCAACGAAAGGGUGUGGAGCCAGCACGACUAGAGCUGUUGAAGAAGAUUUUUGGUGGUAUAUCUCCUGCGCAUCGAACGGAAAAUGUAGCCGUAUAUAGCAAAGCUCUAAAGCUUUGGACAUGCGAAGAGAUGGAGACGCUCGUUGACUUUCUCGUACGGAUCACUGCUCAGAUUCAAAGGACUGGAAGCUCUGACCUCGUGGAUCAAGUUGCUGAAACGCUACGCCGAACAGAUGGGUCAUGUGUGAAUAAGUUGGCAGAUAUGAAGGAGAAGUUCAUGAAGAAGUUGCCGACAGUUCGUGCAGCGAAUUUGCCGGACACGAUUUAUGAUCCAACGUCGGAAGCAAACAAGAUCUUUAGCGCAGACUGGAGUAACAACAAUGACCCGUAUGCUCUUGGCUAUCUAGCGCUAAAAUCACGGAGCCUUAAACUGACAGCUGCACGCAAUAAAAAACGGCGGGGUUCCUGUCCUUGGACCCCACGACCUAACCUUCGAUCAUCAACGCUAGCAGCUCGUGGAACAUCGAGCAUCAAAGAAAAUCCAACAAGUCCUAUGAAGCAAGAUGUUUCCGAAUUGUCCAGACCCAUUGUAAAAAUCCAGGCUGCAGUGAGCGCUCCUCCUGUAAGUGAGCUUCACAACAAGGUGGCUGUAAUGUCACGACCACCGUCUGUCCAAACGACGCCAGCAAUUUCUUUGCCUGUGAACGACUAUACGGCGUUUGUUCAAGAUAUUGCAAAACAGUGCCAAUGGACGGAGGAAGCGGUGCACAAUUUGCUUCACUGUAUGCAGCACUCUUUUGGUUUGUACAGAUCCAAUAAAUUGGUUGCUUUCUUCUACAAGGUUGCAAGCCUGACAUCAGGCUUCACGUUUCAAGAUCUUUUUCCAGGCGCUCAGUUUAUUCUAACCCAGUUUGAGCGGCGUUUUGGCUCGUUAGAUGGCUUUGAACAGUUUGUUCUAACGGCACUGGAUCAAGACUCAUCCAGCAUAGUCAAACAACAAGCAAACGACGGAGAUGGUACACUUGACUGUGCUGCUACAUCCGCUGCUAUGAAUCAGCGUAAUGUGCAAGAUGGCACACUUGACUGUGCUGUUACAAGCGUUGCUAUGAAACAGCGUAAUGGGCAAGAUGGCACAGUUGAAAGUGCACCAAAUACUGUUUCGACUGCAGUCUGUACGCAAAGUAAUGUUACCAAUGAAGAAACAACCGAAUUGGGUUGCACUGAAGAAGCUGUUGGUGACGAAAAUGAACGUGGUCUUGAUCACACUCGAAGUACAUCUCUAGCUCAACAAACUUUCCAGCCCGGAACUGACGAUGCAAAAGUGAAAGAAGACGAGUGUAAACAUGUAGAUAAGGAAUCUAUUCCUCUUGAGUCACCGAGUCGGACACCUCAAACAGGUAAUGAGGAUGCUGCCGACGAGCACAGUUCGAGCACUGUUGGAAAGCAGUCUAGCCCAGAGGAUACCUGGGACGAAGGAGUCGAUGCUGAUGUCGAUAUGGACGAUGACGGUCUUGAUGAUCAAUCGACCGAUUCAUUGGAAAAUGCAUGGUCCGGCUCAAGCAAUAUUUUAAAAUCGAAGGGUAGCCCUCACAAUGCGAAGGACAGUUCAUGUGUAGGCAUUUCGUAUUCGCCGUCAGGGCAAUAUGAUUCUGACAGCUUAAAGAGACCGUCGAAACGAGGCAAAGACGAGCAAUAUGGGAAGAAUUUUGUCAAAAAGCUUCGACAGAACGAAACGAGUUCCGCAGCGUGCGUAGAAGACGAUCGAGAUGAUGAGGAUGACGAAGAAGACGAAAGCUACGAUGAAGCCGAGGAUGAUACUUACAAGGGUGAAGACGGUGGGCUAUUGGUGAAAGUCAACAGUUUUGGCUCAGAAGGAGAACAUGAGAAAACUCCUCACCCAUUACAGAGCAUGCUCAACAAUUUGGAGUUGCAACAUGCUGCACUCCAAGAAAAGCAACGCGUGCUCAUUGAACGAAAAGAAGAUCGCGAGUGGCGUCAACGGAGCUGCAUUUGUAUGUCGACUAUACAUACGCCAUCAUUUUCUUCUGAGAGGUAG